Messenger RNA from Laccaria bicolor S238N-H82, 381 nucleotides. RefSeq lists its product as uncharacterized. The transcript has 2 exons. The record is from RefSeq and is a predicted model, not a curated record. Bases 1 to 381 code for a protein of 126 amino acids. Lineage: Eukaryota; Fungi; Basidiomycota; Agaricomycetes; Agaricales; Hydnangiaceae.
AUGUUCCGAAAGCAAAGUUCCCGUUCUGCCGCCCAUCCGCUUCCGAUCCACCAUCGCGCCGUUUCCAAUGCCUACCCCCAUGUUCUCGCACUGCCUCACCAUCCUGACACACAAAGCGCGCUAAACGACUUCGCAUCAACACUGGUCGACAAAAGGUUGAUUGUGCACUAUGGAAUUAUAGUUAACUUACCCAAUGUCGCAACAGCCUGUCCUCAUCCGCUCAAAUCCACGUCAUCGCCAUCGCUUGCCAAACCGUCGUCACCGCCUCCCAUUGGUCUGACCAACGCGAUGUUGUCAAAGGUAGUCGGUACCCGCGUAGUUCGCGACUUCAGUGCGUUACAGCCCCCUACGCUGCCCAAACCUCGGAGUAGGGCUGUUUGA